Molecule: messenger RNA, 589 nt
Organism: Vigna radiata var. radiata (mung bean)
Lineage: Eukaryota; Viridiplantae; Streptophyta; Magnoliopsida; Fabales; Fabaceae
Product: protein LURP-one-related 15-like
Exons: 4
Coding region: 11-589 (192 amino acids)
Source: RefSeq, a predicted model, not a curated record
ACCAUCAAAUAUGGCAAACCAAUUAUCACCACCCUUUGGCACUCCCAUUACCGCACCUCAGUACUGUGCUCCAGGUCCACAUCCUGUUGAUCUGAUAAUCAUAAAGGAGAGGAGUAUAGCAGAUAAUUUCACUGUGACAGACACCAAUGGCAACAUAGUUUUCACUGUUAAGAGCAAUCUCGUAAGCAUUGUAAAACCCCGCAAACACAGUUUCUUGUUUGACUCUCAUGGAAACCCCAUUGUUCAUCUUCGCAGAUCGAUUCAGAAUUAUGAUUGGAAAGCAUUCAGAGGACAAAGUGAAGAAUCUAGGGAUCUGAUAUUUAGAAAACACAAUUCCUCAUUUUUUCAGUUAAGGUUGAAAUCCGACGUGUUCUUGGCAAAUAAUGUCACUGAUGUUUGUGACUUCAAAAUCAAAUCAAGUUGGUCUGGACGCUCUUGGGAUGUUUACUUAGGCGAUUCCAACAUACUUGUUGCCCAGAUAAAUACAAAGCUUGGCACUAUGUUUAGCAGAGAGAAGUACAUGGUGUCCGUGUUUCCAAAUAUCGAUCAUGCAUUCAUUGUGGCUCUAGUUCUAACUCUUCAACGUUGA